Dreissena polymorpha is the source of this 4081-nucleotide messenger RNA. RefSeq names its product F-box only protein 6-like. Gene Ontology annotation, molecular function: ubiquitin protein ligase activity; protein binding. The record is from RefSeq and is a predicted model, not a curated record. The transcript is spliced from 6 exons. Gene Ontology annotation, cellular component: SCF ubiquitin ligase complex; cytoplasm. The coding region runs from base 119 to 1057 and encodes 312 amino acids. NCBI's taxonomy places the organism in Eukaryota, Metazoa, Mollusca, Bivalvia, Myida, Dreissenidae. Gene Ontology annotation, biological process: SCF-dependent proteasomal ubiquitin-dependent protein catabolic process; glycoprotein catabolic process.
AUUUCACAGGAUUAGUUGCUCAAACAUUUGAGCUCCUUAAAAGCUUCGAAAGCAUGUGGUCCUGAUGACUGUCGCCCUUUAUUCUUGAAGAAAUGUGUUGAGGGACUUAAGGCGAUAUAUGAUUUUGUAUUUUACAAUACGACAGAAAAGCACCCAAUCCAUUCACACUCUUAAGGUCAGAAUGGGAGGAGUCCAGGCUAAAUUACGAAUUUAUUUUAGUGAUAUGUCUUCAGACCAUGUUGAUGGUGCAAAUUCUGCAUUUGACGAAAUUCCAGAUGACAUUAUACUCGAAGUUUUUCGUCGACUGCCUCUCAAUGACUUGAAAUCAUGUUUCAAGGUCUGUAAGAGAUUUGCAGCACUUCUUGACAUGAGGGGUUUUUGGCUGCAGAAAUGUGUACGUGACUUCAAGUUUUCAAAGAAUUUAUUACAUUCAUUGGGUGAAGAGGAAGAUUUCCGAAGGCUGUAUAUAAAGAGACCGUACGAGAGGAACUUGAUGAAGAAUUGUGAUGCAUCACAAGAUAUGAAGCACUGGAAGGUGACAAAGUCAGGGGGAGAUGGUUGGCAGGUAGAAAAAUCCCCUAUAGGCCUUCAUCCACUGUCCCAAUUAACUCACACAGAUGGUCCAGUUGGAUGCUGGGCUACCUCAUAUGGGUCCUGUCAUAAGUACCAGAUUAUAGAUUUACUUGAAGUAGGCUGCAGUGAACAUGUUCUUGACGUUGUGAGGCCCAGCAUUCGAGUAUCGGAGUGGUAUGCAGCAAGGGUUGACUGCGCAGCCAAAUAUGUCCUGAAAGUAGCCUUGCUUAAAAACAAUAAGAAGGAGUUGUUUUGGAAGAAGACAAUAACAGAAAACUGCUUAUAUGUUGCCAAAGAAAUUCUUUCAGCAGGUGGAGACUGGUUCAAAGCUGAGCACGUGUUUAAAGAUUACCCAGCAGGUGUGCGAUACAUUGGCUUCUUUCACAAGGGGAAGGACAGGCAGUUCUGGGCAGGCCACUUUGGGGCCAAGUUCACCUUUGGUUCAGUUGUCAUUGACUUCAGUCAUACAGCAUUGACAGAAUGACAGAGCACGAUACUUAGUCCAACACUCUCAUGGCUUCAUAAAUGUAUAUACACAUAUUAAUUCUAGCUUUAACCACAUGCCUGAUCUCAGCAGUGCAAUACAAGGGGGGUAGUUAAAACGUGUGGUUAAGCGUUUUUUUCAGUCGUGCCUUUGGCCCCUUUGUUUUUGAUAUGUUACUCUUUAAAAAGGUUUUCUUCUAAGAUUCUUUUAUGAUGCCUCUCUUUUACAAAAAUAUGUGGUAAAUGUUGUUUUGUCAUACUUUAAGGCUCAUAAGUCAUUGAUGUCUUACUUUUUUAUAUUAUACAAUUGCGUAAAAACUGGUCACAACAUGUACGUAGUCGUUUAAUACAAACUUAGCUAGCAAAGUGACUUUGAGGUGAGCGAUAUUAUAUUUUAAAGUGCUAUUUACAAUCUAAUAACUGAUACAGAGGUGCUUAAAUGUGAUAUGGUUAUAUAUAACAUGAUAGUAUAAAAUAUAGUGCUGUGUGGAUUAUACAUAUUUACAAUCUUGUAACUGAUACAGAUGUACUGUAAUGUGAUAUGGUUAUUUAUCACAUGCUAUACCCUGUUUCCCAUGUAAUAUAACCAUUUCGAAUAUUUCUAUCUUACACAUGUGUAUUAUACUUUUUAAGCGUUUUCAUUGGCUUAGUUUUUGUUCGAUUGACCAAUCGCAUUUUGUUAUUUUGCUGAAAUGACGUUGCAACGUCAAAUGACAUCACAAAAUGUAAACAACAUUUGGUAUUUAUCAUUAUGUUUGCGUAAAUAUUUAUUUAAUUUGCUCAUUUAAAUGCAGGUGAUAAAAAAGAUCUGACACUCGUUUUCAUGUACCAUAUUUUAUUAAACUCAUCCAGGAAAUUCGUUAGUAAGCUCGCCAAAGGCUCGUUUACUAACACAAUUCCUGAACUCGUUUAAUAAAAUAUGGUAUGAUAUGAUAACUCGUGCCAGAUCCUACAUAUAUUGCCUGAUAGUAUAAAAUAUAACGCAGUGAAAAUAUUUGAUGUAUAAGACCCUGAAGUUAUACAUUUGGUAUCUAAUUUUUGUUUAUAUCAUCCCAUAACAGUUAUAACUGGCUGAAAGCUAGGCAGAUUUAUAAAAAAAGAAGCUAUCUAAAAAAAAUAAUAAAGCGCAAUAUGUAAUUUAUAAUAAUCAUUUGUUAAGUAGCAAAUUAGAGUGUUGCUUGAAUGUGAUAAUGUUAUUAUUUUUCUCGUAGUAUAAAAAAGAGAGCAUGUUUGAUGUAAACUUUUCCAUUUUUAGCACAAAGGGAUGUCUUUUCGGAUGGCCUCUCUUUCUUGCAAACUUGUCUUCAUCGGAUACAACUUUGAAAUAUAUUGAUGGUGAACACUUUGAAGCAUGUCAUGAUUAAUUCAGUCAUUACUCACACAUAUUUUAUUGAACGCCUGGUCUAGAGACCCUUUUUUCAUGAAAUAGUAUUCAUUGUUGUUGGCAUAUGGUACUUUAUUUUAGAUGCAUCCUCUAUAUAUUACAAUUUUUAAAAAGUACAAUCAAAUUAACACAGUACAAAAAUGCUAAAAUAUUAGCGAUUGUUAUGCUUCCAGUAGGGUGGCAUAUAGCAGUUAAACUGUCAGUCCGUCUGUCUGUCUGUGUGUCCGUUCUAAAACUUUAUCAUUGGCCAUAACUUUUGCAAUAUUGAAGAUAGCAACUUGAUAUUUGGCAUGCAUGUGUAUCUCAUGAAGCUGCACAUUUUAAGGGGUGAAAGGUCACGGUCAAGGCCAUCCUUCAAGGUAAAAACAAAAUCCAAGGGAAGUAAUAAGCUUUAAGGGAGAUAAUUUCUAUUUUAUAUCAUUUGGCAGGUACAGAUCAAUUUCACAAGGGAAGUAAUUUUUUUUAAAGGAUAUGAUAAAAAAUAAAUUUUGAGGUCAAGGUCAUCCUUCAAGGUCAAAAGUAAAAAAAAAUAAAAUCCAAGGGAAGUUAUAAGCUAUAAAAGGGAGAUAAUUUCUAAACCUGCCAAAUGAUAUAUUGAAAUUUUAUUUCAAAGCGGCGCAAUAGGGGGCAUUGUGUUUCUGACGAACACAUCUCUUGUUUAAAUUAUGUUUCAUUAUUUUUAACAUUUAGCACUAUUUUUUUCAGAAUUAAACACAUAAGCAGUACCAUAUUUUGUUUAAAAUAUUUAAGGUUUACAUUAAUUCCAGCGACAAACAUUAUUGUGUACAGAUUUAUUGAUGAUAUUACAAAAACUUAUAAUAUCUAAGUCGUGUCAUAUUAUAUGUUUUAAUGAAUGGAUAUUUAAGUAAUACUUAUGUUAGAACUCCUAAAACCACAAUAUGUUAAUAUCAACCAAGGCUGCAUAAAUAAGGAAAUCACAAUAUAUAGCAAUGUAUUGGAAGUUGGAAAACAAAUAUUGAUAUUUAUUGAAAUAAAUAAAAUGGCUUAUGUAAUCACUUCAAUUUUGUUAAUGCCAAGAUUAAUAAAUAAAGAUAAUAUGUAAUUGUUUGACAUUAUAUUUAUGUUUCCAAAUAACGCAGUAUUAAUUUUAUAUUUUAAGUUAUAUUAGAUCAUUUUUUGGCAACAAUUAUAUGUAAAACUGUGUUAUCUUUGGGAGUAAUAAUGAAAUCCUGCAGUAUGAAAUACGUAACGAUAUAUUUCCGUACCUGAAAAGCAUAUUGCAAUACAUAGGAUCUAUAGAAAAUCCAUCGUUCAAUACAAUAAAAUAUUUUUCAGCUAUAGUAUUAACAUGUGCAUACUGAAAUGUUCACAAUUAACGUUAAUCUGAAAUUAAUUGUAUUGGCACAUUUAUUAAGGGAGUUUGGGAUUGAAACUUUGAAUCUUUAUAAUAUGUACCAAACGUAUAAUUUUCUGUAUACGUGUAUACAACUGUCAAUUUAUUGUGUAUUCCUAUGAGAUUUUUCUUUUCAUUGCUACAAUGUUGUUCAUUUUCUAUAAUAUUUAUAUUACAAUUUAUAUUACAAUAAUAGUACAUGUAUAUCGUUCAAUUGAUUACUUAGUGUUACAAGUUGUUCAAUCAUAUUGACAUUUGUUAUUUUGUAUUAAAAAUACCUAUAUCGA